Molecule: messenger RNA, 2658 nt
Organism: Pelmatolapia mariae (spotted tilapia)
Lineage: Eukaryota; Metazoa; Chordata; Actinopteri; Cichliformes; Cichlidae
Gene: sack1b
Product: family with sequence similarity 83 member B
Exons: 4
Coding region: 19-2658 (879 amino acids)
Biological process (GO): signal transduction
Cellular component (GO): membrane; cytoplasm
Molecular function (GO): protein kinase binding
Source: RefSeq, a predicted model, not a curated record
CUGAAAAAGUCUGGAGCCAUGGAGUCUCCAGAGUUUUCCCUGUUGUCCUCCUUGCGAGGUGAAUUUAAAUCAGAGGAUUUCAUUCAGCCUCACUAUAAGGAGUCGUAUCGGCUGGCAAUUGAUCGCCUGGUGAAUGGCGGCAGAGACAGUUACCAGGAGUUCUUAAAAGGAGAACGGCUCGGGAGCUUUCUCUCCGAAGAUGAGAUCCUCUUCAUCACUGGAAAUGCAGAACAGCUCCCACCUCAAACCCAGACCGAGGAAAUCAAAGAUCCCUCGGAUACCAAAUCAUCCUCUGGGACAUAUUGGCCCAUGCACUCAGAUGUGGAAACGCCAAAUCUGGACUUAGGGUGGCCGGAGGUUUUGCAUGAAAUGUUACAGACUAAUAUAGAUCUGCUCUUUCAUCCACCGAGACUAAACAGCCCAACAAUUAAAGAAGUCAUCCGGAAGCACAUUCAGGAUGCAAGACAGGUCAUUGCCAUUGUAAUGGACGUGUUUACUGAUGUGGAUAUAUUCAAAGAAGCCGUCGAUGCUUCAAUACGGGGAGUCCCGGUUUAUGUGCUUUUGGAUGAUUACCAUUUGAAAAGUUUCCUGACAAUGGCUGAAAAUCAAGAUGUGAAACUCCAACAACUGAGAAACAUGAGGGUGCGCACCGUGAAAGGUCAGGAUUACCGCUGUCGAUCAGGAGCUAAAUUUCAUGGUGCAAUGGAGCAGAAGUUUCUUUUAGUUGACUGUCACACAGCAAUUUACGGCUCAUACAGUUUCACCUGGUCAUUUGAGAAGAUCAAUCUGAGCAUGGUUCAGAUCAUCACAGGACAUCUGGUGAAGUCCUACGAUGAGGAGUUUCGAACCCUCUAUGCCCGAUCGAUCGUGCCACCUGAACUGUGUCCUCCAGAGGGUUUGCUUCAACGAAACGGGUCACUUGGGCAACAGAUUUUACCAAACUGUCAUUCUGCUCCAAAUCUUCAGCGGAGGGACAUGUUGAGGCAAAGUCUGGACACAGUCUAUCGGAAGACUCGUGAGAGGAACCUUGGUCCAAGAGAUUAUGAAGAGAGGCUGUUUGAAGAGGAAGAUUACAAACUCAGACCCUUGAUGGAAAAUGGCAUUGGUGUUCAGGAAUUUCAAUCGGUGGAGGAGAUGAACUUCUUCAAAAGGCACAGCUAUGCUGGAGAGAGACAAGACGGACACGAAUCCAUCCCACAGAACAUCAGGCCCAGAGGGAGCAACUGGAAUAUCUCUAGAGAUGGAGCAAACAACUAUGCUAUGGAUAAUUAUUUACAAGUGCCACAGAUACACAGAAGUCACAAUUUGCAGUCUUACAACGGAAAUGACAAACGAGUUCUAUCCAAGCAGCAGAACAUGCCAACGCUGGAGAAUAUGUCCAAGUCCUAUAUGCGCACAUUGAGGAUCGAGUCAUAUCUUAAUAAUCCUGAUGUCCCAUUCGGGGACUCUUGCGACUAUUUAGACCAGUUUGAACAACUGGACAAAGCUAGUCCCUUCAUGCAGGGAGGGAUGAGGUCCUCUCUUGCUCUCAGGCCAACCAUACAAGAACAAAUGGAGGCAAACAGAUAUCUACAUACUUCUAGUAGUCUUAGCCCAACAAAAAACAGUCAUUUACACUACUCAUCCAUGCAAUGGACUCCAACAGGAGCAGGCUAUGAUGCAGGUAGAAACCCUUAUCAUUCAUAUGCCAACCUGAGCCGAGCUAAAGACAGGCAAAUAAUCACGAACCCUAACAUUUUCAGUGACAACUGGGUCAAAAGGCACAGUGUGGCAGAUCCGAGAUCCAGCACACACGAAUCAUCAAAUCACAUGUACAAUGCUUUUGUAAGGAUGCAAGAAGGCCAAAGUGAAGCAGCAAUGAAUGCACUGAAUGGAGGACAUGGGUCAAAUCUAAAUGAAGAUCAGAGAUCUGUCUCCCAUUAUGAUGUCAAGAGCAUGACAAGCACAAAGAGUCCCAGUGGCCCCAUUUGGCAGGAGCCACCGGCCCGGACUUUGUCAGCAGCAGCCCUGGAUGUGAAAAGCAAGGAUUUGACUGAUAAAUCUAACCGCACGGGCGCUAAGAAAAUCACAUCUUUGCUGAACAUACAAGAGAAAAAAGAGAAUUCAAUUAGGAACUCAAAAACACCAAGUCUCACGUCAGCGGACAGCUCGGACACUCUAACUGCUGAGGAUGAGGAGAAAACGUCAGUUAUAGAACAAAAACAUCUCCCAAGCAGAAGCAUUUCUCUCAGUUCCUCCUCAGAGCGCCAGAGGAACAACGUGGAGGGCCUAAAAUCUUUAAAAUCGCGAUUCCAGACUGAGAAAGAACAACAACCUCCGCAGAGCGCUCUCUCCAAAACCACCACACAGAAGAAGCCCAGCAUUUUUGACAAAAACACAAGGCCUGGAUUUCACUCAAGCAGCUGGAGCAAAGACCGAGGAGGUGAGAAUCGCCUGUCGAGCAGAUUUGAGCCUUUCGGCUCAUUGGAAAAGAAAACCUCUCUACGCACUCCACACAGCUUCAGAAUCAAACAGUCCCAGGAGAAGUCCAAAAGCCUUCCAAAAGGCGAGGCAGCUAUUGAACUCAACAGCACUCAGGCUGCCCGUGGACAUCAUGAAAACAAGCUGGAGAAAUUCUUUCAAAGAGUGGGAAAUUUUAUACACAAGAACAAGCAGUGA